UCAUAGGCGCGUAUUUGGUUUACGUGAGAGUCUUGAAAUUUUUCCGAUUAGCCGGCCGGCAGGGCGGGGAGUGACGUAGUAAAUAGUAAUGUUUUGCUGCUCGCUGCGGCUAUAUUAUUCGCUUUGAAUUACGUUAUGGUAGAAGAUAAGAAGCUGUAAACUUUUUAUUUAUAUUGCUUAUACUGAAUAUUGAUUACUAUAACAGAAACCGCAGGAUGUCUCGUCUCGACUUAAUAAUUUUUGGCGCGACGGGAUUCACGGGCAAGCAUGUUGUGAAGAUGCUAGCUAGUAAGGUCAUUGAGAACUACCCUGAUUUGAAAUGGGGCGUCGCCGGUCGCUCAAUGACGAAACUGGAUGCUAUGCUUCAAGAAAUAUCCAAUCAAAUCGAAGGAGAUAUAACGUCCGUGAAGAAGAUCGAGGCUAACGUGAAGGACGAGGAGUCGCUGAAGGAGAUGUGCCUGCAGUGCAAGGUGCUGGUGAACUGCUGCGGGCCCUUCCGCCUGUACGGCGAGCCCGUCGUGCGCGCCGCCGUGGCCGCGCGCGCGCACUACGUCGACGUGUGCGGGGAGCCGCAGUUUAUAGAAAAAAUGCAGCUGGAGUACGACGAGAAGGCGCGGGAAGCCGGCGUGUACGUGAUUAGUGCUUGCGGAUUCGACAGUAUUCCCAACGAUUUAGGUGUCAUUUACCUACAGAAGAACUUUUGUGGCACGCUUAACUCUGUGGAAUCGUAUAUAUCCGCAAGUAAUGACGUCGAGACGCGUGGCUUUAUCAACUAUGGGACUUGGGAGUCGCUGAUACACAGCUUGGCGCAUUACCACGAACUACCCGCUCUAAGGAAGAAGUUGUAUCCGGAAAGGUUGCCGCCUUUAGAGCCUAAACUGAAGCAAAGGUCGCUGGUGCACCGUCGCGGGCGGCUGUGGUGCGUGCCGUUCCCGGGCGCCGACGCGUCCGUGGUGUACCGCACGCAGCGCCGCCUGCAUCGCGCGGCGCGCACGCGGCCGGCGCAGAUCAAGACGUACGCGUGCUUCCCGUCGCUGGCGGCGGCGCUGGGCGCGCUGCUGCUGGCGGCGCUGCUGUUCGCGCUCAGCAGGUGGGCGGCGGCGCGCGCGCUGCUGCUGCGCCACCCCGAGCGCUGCUCGCUGGGCGCCGUGGCGCGCGGGCCGGCCGAGCGCGCGCACACGCACGCGCGCUUCGCGGUGCGCCUGUACGGGCGCGGCUGGCCCGCCGGCGCCGACCCGCGCGCGCCGCCCGACCGCGCGCUCUGCGUGCAGGUGUCCGGUGCGGACCCCGGCUACGGCAUGACGGCGCUGGGCGUGCUGUACUCGGCGCUGACGAUCCUCCACGAGAAGGACAAGAUGCCCGAGUGUGGAGUACUGACAACCGGAUAUGCAUUCAAGGACACGAGCAUCAUUCAAUUACUGGACGAAAACAACAUUAAAUUCGAAAUGAUAAACCGUUAUGGUUGAAUGAUACCAUUUAAAAAUGAUUAAUACUUAAUAAUAAGUCAAAACCUUCAACACUUUACUAACGUAUUACAAAAUUAAUUCGAAAAUAAUCUAAUUGUAACGUCCAUACCUAUUGUCCACAGAUCCAAUAAUGACAAACAACGAAUAUGUCUAAAAAACAAAUGCGUCAAUGAAUGUGAUGUCAUUUACUGGUGGUAGAACUUUGGUAGGUACCACCCACUCAUCAGAUAUUCUACCGCAAAACAGCAGUACUUGGUAUUAUUGUGUUCCGGUUUGAAGGGUGAGUGAGCCAGUGUAAUUACAGGCACAAGGGACAUAACAUCUUAGUUCCCAAGGUUGGUGGCGCAUUGGUGAUGUAAGCGAUGGUUAACAUUUCUUACAAUACCAAUGUCUAUGGGCGUUGGUGACCACUUACCAUCAGGUGGCCAAUAUGCUCGUCCGCCUUCCUAUUCUAUAAAAAAAAUGUGUUUGAAUAUAUAUUUGUGUCUAUUUAAAAUCUAAUAUUUUAAUAUAAAUAUUUAAUUAACCGUUAAAUGCUUUCUGUGCAUUCAAUAUUAUACUGAUUUUAAUAAGAUAUAAAUGUUUUGAAAAUAUCUAUAUAGAAGACAAAGAAAUACGAGCAUGUCCGACAACAUUGCGUUACAUGAUAUUUUCCAGAAGAAAAAUAAAUCCAACGACAAUUCACAUUUAGGAAAACUCCUUAUCCAGAAACGUUUCAUGCAGAAACGUUGCACUCUUAGACUUGAUACUUUACCAAAUAAAUCUGUUGAUCUGCAAUAAUUACUUUUAGUGUUUUUUAUAUUACUAAGUUAUCUUUUCAUUAUUAAUUUUAGGGUGAGUAAUUUUUUUUAAUUCGAUUGUUAUAUUGCUACGGUCGUGUUAUUUGUUAUAUUUUGGUAUGUGGUGGGAUAAUGUGUGCCCUAUAUCUGAUUCAAUUAUAAUAUUUCUACUGUAAUGAUAUUGAUUUAAUGCUACUGUUUUGUUAGCUUUAAUUGAGUUAUUUAAACGUAUGUAAACAGAAAAAAAAUGGCGUUCUAUGGGGAGGCUUUCGUCCAGCAGUGGACGGCAAAAGGCUGAAAAAAAAAACAAAAAAAAAAAAACAAAAACAACGAAGUCACUUUUGCAUUUGUAAUAUUAUUGAACAUUUCUAUUUAUGUACAUAUUAUAUGGUAUCUGUGCCAAAACUUUUUUUUUCAAGAAUACUACCAAUAAAUGUUUUCAAAUAA
Nymphalis io (European peacock) is the source of this 2692-nucleotide messenger RNA. Its product is annotated as lipid droplet localized protein-like. The record is from RefSeq and is a predicted model, not a curated record. Gene Ontology annotation, biological process: glycolipid biosynthetic process. Gene Ontology annotation, cellular component: lipid droplet; plasma membrane; mitochondrion. Lineage: Eukaryota; Metazoa; Arthropoda; Insecta; Lepidoptera; Nymphalidae. The transcript is spliced from 9 exons. Bases 216 to 1466 code for a protein of 416 amino acids.